Sturnus vulgaris (Common starling) is the source of this 7316-nucleotide messenger RNA. RefSeq names its product tet methylcytosine dioxygenase 1 (gene TET1). The record is from RefSeq and is a predicted model, not a curated record. Gene Ontology annotation, biological process: chromosomal 5-methylcytosine DNA demethylation, oxidation pathway; positive regulation of transcription by RNA polymerase II. NCBI's taxonomy places the organism in Eukaryota, Metazoa, Chordata, Aves, Passeriformes, Sturnidae. Gene Ontology annotation, molecular function: zinc ion binding; DNA binding; DNA 5-methylcytosine dioxygenase activity. Gene Ontology annotation, cellular component: nucleus.
AUCGCCCCUUCCUGAGAGCUGCGGGCUGGCCGCGCCGCAGCCCUGAGUUGACAUUGUAUGAGCACAGAAGGCAGCAAUGGGGGUAUGCAGUUUUCUACUGAAGAGGUCUCUCAAGAGCUCAUGAUUUUUUUCCAUCUCUCCUCUUAACAUUCCUCCUGCUCCACAGACAUGGCUCACCAUGCGAGGCCUUCCAGAUCAGCCAAAAAAGAAGAGUUAGGCAAAAGGAAAACUAACCAGAGCAAAAAGAAAUCUAGCCAAGUGAGAAAGAAACCCACAAAGACUUCCACAAAAGCUGUUAGUUCUGGAAAAGGUAAAAAGCCAGUGCAAGAAAAAGAUGUUAAGAAAAAACAGCCAGAAAAGAAAUCAAUCAUGAGCUCUUCAGGUAGACUUCUCAGGAGCAGUGUAACCAGAACCUUGUCUGGAGCAUCUUGGGUGAGUUUGGAGAAAGCUGACAAUAUCCUUUUUCACAACCAGGAUUCUUUCAGCAUCAAUGGAUUUACAAUGUCUCUCCGUAACCGAUCCUUCUCCCAAAGAUUGUCCCAAACUCCAAUAACUGCAAAACCCAGGAAAACUACACCACAAAAAAGGCUAGAAACAAAAGAAAAACAUGAACAAGAAGCCCUGGCAGUAGUAGAAGAUAAAAACGAGGAAACAGAUGAAAUAGCUUUGAAACAAGAUUUAGCUCAAAAUGAGUUAGCUCUGCCUGUAGAAGGCUGUCUGUGUAGUGCAGGUGAAGAGCCUCUUAUCCCAUGUGCCAGUCAGGAUGAGGAGGUAGAAAUACCUGAAACAGAUGACUCCAUUCCCAACAGUCAGGGAGCUGCUGAUGGUACAGAAGCUUCAGAGGUGAAAUCUAAGCAUGAAGACCUGCCCUGUGAGCAGGUACCCAGUGAUCUUGGUACGGGUACUUUGGCUGAAGCAUUUGUUGAAGGUGCUGCACUGGUGCUUCCAUCUUUUCCUUCUGACUCUCUAAUUGCCUCUGAAUGCAACUCGAAGGUGCAUGCAGAGACCCCCUUCAAUGUGGUGCCUAACAGUACAGAACCUGACUCCAGCUCUGUUGAUACCUCAGACCUCAGCUCAGCAGUACUGAUAGAGUCAGUCACACUUGCCAAAUUCCACAUUGGAGCAGGGUUGGACAUGGUGCUACCUAGGGGACAACAAGAUGUGGAUUCUGCAUCUCUCGUUACCUCUGAGUUCAACUCACAAGAACAUUUAUUCGAAGAUGCAAGGUCACUUGCAGAUUCCUGCUUGAAGGCAGGCUGGGGUUUGGAAUCUGAGAAUAAAGACAUUGGUUCAAAUUCCAGUUCUGUAGCUGCCUCUGAAUCAAAUUUGCUUUUACAUUUUGAAGGUGCUAGCUCACUUGCAGAAUACCCCAUGAAACUGGUUGUGGAUUUUGUACCCAUUCACAAAGAACUUGAUUCAAAUUCAGAUUUGAGCUUCACAAAAGAGAAUUCAGAAUUUGACACAAAAAACAUAUUUACAGUAUGUGAACCGGUCUCCAAUACCUCUUUAAACAAUAUUGAAGUAGAGGACAUUGAACAGCUUGUUAAAUGUAUUGAUGCAGAGACAUUAAUUUUGAAUUCAGGGUAUGUCCCCGCUUUAUCUUCAGACUUAGAAAAAGGCACAGUUGAUAAAAUUUCAGCUGAAAGCCCUGGACAAUUCUCUGCAGGUUUUGUUUCAGAGUUGCCUUCAAGCCUGGAAAUCUCUGCUCUUGCCUCAGAAAAAGCCAUAAAUGCAGAUUUGCCAGCUGACUCAAGACUGCAGCAUAAUGAUUAUUCAUCACAGCUGGGAAGUGUCGGAGUAAGCUUGAAUUUGGUUCAGGACAACGUGAGCACCAGCACUGAAGCAGUUCAGGCCUCGGGGCUGUCCUCUCUUAAACAUCCAGCUGGUGAUUACCCUGUUCCAUAUUCAUCUCUGCUCCCUAUGCUGGAGAAAAAGAAACGAAGGCGUUGUGGAGUGUGUGAGCCCUGUCUGAGGAAAACAAAUUGUGAGGAAUGCAGCUGUUGCAGGAAGCGCAAAACCAGUCACCGGAUAUGUAAAAAGAGAAAAUGUGAAGAACUGAAAAAGCCACCACCACCAAUCAAGUUACCUUUUGAGGUUCUAACAGAAAACAAAAGGCCUCAGAGGAGGAAGCAAAGAGUUUUAAAGGCAAAUUUAGAAAACAAAGCAGUAAAUGGCUGCAGACCAGAACUCAUGGAAUGCAGUAUAUGUGGUCAUGGUGAAAAAUACAGGGUGAAGACAAGCCAAGCAGUGCCCAUAGAAAAUGUGCAGUCCAAGGAGAAGGAGAAAAUGACUGGCUUAGAAGCAGAGAAGUGGGCACACAACGAGAAGCCAUCCUUUGGUGUCCACGUCAACGGUGACAUCCACGGAGCUGUGCCAGGCACUGCACACUUGAAACCAGCUGACCACGCUGAAAGAGCAGCCUCUCCCAGCCACUUCACUGAGCCAAAAAAAUCCAUGGUGCACGCCAUCAAAAAUGGCAUAAAAACCCUGCAUUAUUCACCACCAGAUGCAGUUGCUUCACUGAAAAAUGAAUCUGCAGAGGAAAGGACAGAUUUGACAAGCAACUCCCACAUGCAAUGGCCGAAGGGGAGCAAUCUGAAUAACAUAAUAAGCACUCACACCAGUGGCCCUGGCUGUGUUCACCCAGAAAAGCAAGGGAAUGUUUUAAUGAAAGAGGAAAACUGCACCUGCAGCACCUCUGAGUAUUCUGAUAAGUCAGUUUUGCAGCCAGGUUCCAGCUUGGAUGUGCAAGAAAGCUUUUGUUGUCCUCAGCUGCCUGAAGAGGAGCUGCAGGCAGGGAAGGAUGGCUUCAGAGUACCAAAUGUGGAGACACAGCCUGAGAAUUCUGCACUCCAGCCCACUUUCUUGUCCCUGAUUAAAACCAGAAAUUUAACUCUGGAGCAGGUUGUAGCUAUUGAAGCUUUAACACAGUUGUCUGAAGCUCCCUUAGAAACAACUUCACCAGCUAAAACUGAAAGUACUGAAUGUACAGGAGAGACAACUUCCAACUCACUCCAUAGUUUUAAAAGGGAUAUCUCACCCUCCUUUACAUCCUCUGCAUUACAGGAAAUCAAAGACACUUACUUACAGAAUGAGCAACAGCUCUUGGCUCACUGUGCUCACUCCCAGAAGCAGCUCCCUAAUAAGGCAGUGUUAUACAAUGGCCAAAGUUCAGUGUCUGAAUUGUGUGAUAAACCUGCCAGUCCAGCUGAGGAGAUGCAGAAAUUACAGUUCUCCUCAAGAGAUACCAAAACUUUAUCUGACUUAACAUCUCAUGCAGCAUCGUGUUCAGGAUGUGAUCCCAGCAAAAGUUGUGCUCAUGAGCCAGUCACCCUCGCAGGGUAUUGCAGUGCUGCAUGUGAUGUCCAGCAAAUAAGGAACAACUUGGAAGCUCCUGGCCAGUUAGAGCAAAAGCCAACAUGUAAUGAUGUGAAAUUGGAAGGCAGUUCUUUGAUUAAAGAAGGAAUUCACAGCCAGGACGAAGAGGAUGUAGCUGCACAGCUAACUCAAUUAGCAGCACUGAUUGAAUCAAACCAGACAAAUCAAGAGCACAAGAACGAUAUAAAGGCAUCACUGCUUAAUCUAAUAUCACACGAGAGGCCACCAAAAUAUAACCAAGAUGUGUUGCAGAAAAAAGAAUCUGUAUUGUUUAGGCAUAAUUAUAAUUCCUUACUGUUAAAGCAAAAGCAGGCAACAAAUAAGAAAGGAAAUGGUGUGCCAUGGAAACCAAGACACAAAAAGAAGCCUCAAGAAGCACGCUAUCAACAAAAUAAUCAAAACCAGCUAGAGCUGUUGUCAUGCCAGCAUAGCGAAUUGCAGGACAUUUGGAUAUCAUCAAAACUGCACAAGCUUGGUCAAACCAUGCCACAGGACUCCAGGACAGCUCCAUCUGAAAAGAAAUCUCCAAGAACCAAAGUACAGAGGGCACUCAGUCAAAAUACUUUAGCAUCACAAGAAAAAACGAGAUUAUUUCUCCCACAAGCACAGAUAAAAUUCCACAGGUGUUUACCUGAGGCACCACAGGAGAAAAAAAAAGACAGGUUGUUUGGCUGUGAAGUGGUGAAUGAGCAAGUGAAAACUGCAGGCUCCAGUGACCCACUAGGCACUGAUCCACUGAAAAAUGAAGUUAUUGCACGUAGCCAGCACAGCGACCUGUCCUCCCGUAAUCCUCUGGCUGGUUCACAGCUGAAAACUGCAUCCUUGUUGAAAAGACCAACUGAAAACCUCCAGAUGUUUACAGAAAAAUGUAAUUCUCAGGUACAGCAAACAGCAAAUGUCAGUCAGGCACAUCCUUUGCCACCAACUUUUAAGCAGUCUAACCUGAGAGCUAACGAAAUGUGUAGUGAAAACAAAGGCUGUGUGCAGCAGGCCAAACAAGAGGUAGAUCCGAAGUCCCAGGUGCUGCCUGUUCCCUGUGCUGGGGCCCAGGUACCAGGUGCUGCUGAAGCUCUCAGGAAUGUGGAGUGUGUGGCUGAGGUGACCGCUCUGACAUCAACCAGUUUGGGUACUGACCACGCCCAGAGCACAGGCGACUCAGGGUGUUCCCCAGCAAAAAACACGCUCAGCAGUUUCCUUGAAUCACCCAUGAAGUUUCUUGAUACCCCUACAAAAAAUUUAAUAGACACACCUACCAAAAAAGGACAAUCUGAAUUGCCAACUUGUGACUGUGUUGAGCAAAUUAUAGAAAAAGAUGAAGGCCCCUAUUACACACACCUGGGGACAGGACCAAGUGUUGCUGCUGUGAGAGAAAUUAUGGAGAACAGGUAUGGAGCAAAAGGAAGUGCUGUAAGAAUAGAGGUGGUGGUUUAUACAGGAAAGGAAGGAAAAAGCUCUCAGGGGUGUCCAAUUGCCAAGUGGGUGAUCCGAAGAAGCAGCGAUGAGGAGAAGUUGCUGUGCUUGGUCCGUCAGCGCGCGGGGCACCACUGCCAGACAGCCGUGAUCGUGAUCCUGAUCCUGGCGUGGGAGGGGAUCCCACAUCUCCUGGCUGACACCCUGUACAAGGAGCUGACCCAGAGCCUGCGCAAGUACGGCUGUCCCACGGGGCGGCGCUGCGCCCUCAACGAAGAUCGUACUUGUGCAUGUCAAGGACUUGACCCAGAAACUUGUGGAGCAUCAUUCUCAUUUGGCUGUUCAUGGAGUAUGUAUUUCAAUGGCUGUAAGUUUGCCAGGAGCAAAAACCCCAGGAAAUUCAGGCUUCUCACUGAUGACCCUAAACAAGAGGAACUUCUUGAAAAUAAUUUGCAAACGUUAGCUACUGAUGUGGCUCCGGUUUAUAAGAAGCUUGCUCCAGAAGCUUUCCAGAACCAGGUGGAAAACGAGCACAUGGGCCCCGACUGCCGGCUGGGCUCCAAGGACGGGCGGCCCUUCUCCGGUGUCACUGCGUGCAUCGACUUCUGUGCCCACGCCCACAAGGACACACACAACAUGCACAAUGGCAGCACUGUGGUCUGUACCUUAACGAAGGAAGAUAACCGGAGAGUGGGGGUGAUUCCAAGUGAUGAACAGCUCCAUGUGCUGCCUCUGUACAAAAUCUCACAAACUGAUGAGUUUGGCACUGAAGAGGGCCUGGAAGCCAAGAUAAAAGCCGGAGCCAUACAGGUGCUCACAGCGUUCCCCAGAGAAGUGCGAAUGUUGGCUGAGCCUCUCAGAGCUACCAAGAAAAAGAAACCAGACACAAGGAGGACCCCGAGUGAAAAGCAGCCAUUAAUAGAUAAAAAAUACCCAACACCAGUAAAACUGAAAACUGAAGCCCCAGAAAAUCUUGGUAACACUUUGCAUUGUUUAGGGAACAAAUCAGAUGCUUUAAAACCUGGAAUAAAAAUGGAGAGUUCCAACCACGUUUAUGCCAUGAAACAUACUUCAAACACUACUAAAAAUUGCUCUUUGCUCAAACAGUACACGGCUUCCUCCCCCUUUAAGGUGGAUAGUUUACAUCCAUAUCCAUCUCUCACACAUAAGUCUGGCCUAACUGCAGUGACUAAUAUUCAACAAGAUUUUUCAGUUCCCUACGGGUAUUUUGAAUGCAGUACCAAGCAACCUCACGUGACACCUUAUGUUAAUUGCAAGAGCUUUGAUGUGUCAGUCAAAGAUUAUACUGGAAUUCUGCUGAACGAGAAGGUGAAUGGCGUGCCACCCAUUCUUCCCGAGGUCACUGCUCCAGGCCCCCCAGCCCACAAAGAGCCCCUGCCCACUAUACUUGAACACCAGCCAGACAAACAGAAUUGUCAGCUUCAGCUGGACAGCUCUCCCUCCUCAGAGAUGAUCAGCUCCUGUGACCCGUCGGUACCGCUGAGCUCUUCGGCAAAGGAUGCUGCCGGAACCGAUCCCAACUGUUCCCAUGGAUGCCCUGUGGAAAAGGGCAGCUCCCAUCGAGGACAGCUCUGUGACUUUGACUGCGUUGAGGAAAAGCAAAACAGUGCACUGGGACAACAGGCUGAUUCUGAAGAAAAGGCUGAGGAAUUGUGGUCAGACAGCGAGCACAAUUUUUUGGAUGAUGACAUUGGUGGGGUUGCUGUGGCACCUUCUCACGGUUCUAUCUUAAUCGAAUGUGCGAGGCGUGAACUCCACGCUACCACACCAAUUAAAAAACCCAACCGCAAUCAUCCCACGAGAAUUUCUUUAGUUUUUUACCAGCACAAAAAUUUAAAUGAGCCAAAACAUGGUUUAGCCAUGUGGGAAGCGAAGAUGGCCGAGAGGGCGAGAGAAAAAGAAAAAGAAGCGGAACGACUGGGAACGGAGAAUCCUGAACUGAACUCGAGCAACAGGAAAGCAAAGCCAGCGAGUGAAAACAGAGAUAUUUUUUACGAAGACAACGAGUUCAACCAAAUUCCAUCCCGCAGAGCAUUAACAGUGACCAAGGAUAACGUAAUCACCGUAUCUUCGUACGCCCUGACACGAGUGGCAGGGCCCUACAACCAUUGGGCGUAGGUGUGGCGUGGUGGGCCCCUCCUGGUGCAGUUACAGCUUUCUUUAAGGUGCUCUUAAAGAACAAGUCUCGUGUCGUUUACUAUUUGCUCAUCUCAACCAUUUUAAGGCUGAGGUAAAAACAAAAAAAGGGGGGGGGGAUUUCUUCUUAAACUGUGACUUUAACAUUUGGUGGUGCUCAAGCACAUUUUAAGCAAAAAAAAAAAAAAGUUGUAUAGUUUUAAUACAUUCUAAAAAAAGAUGUUGUUUAGGUUAUUAACCUUGAUUGAAUCAUUCAGUUUAUUACCUUUAGGAAUUUAUAUUUUGGUGCUUUAAAUCGUCUGUUUACUACAAAAAUCAUUUAUAGGUAUUUUAACAGGUUCACAUUUUAUGGUGUUAAAUCAAGUUAUACA